This is a messenger RNA of Penaeus vannamei (Pacific white shrimp), 2115 nucleotides long. It is a transcript of the gene Srp68, whose product is annotated as signal recognition particle 68. NCBI's taxonomy places the organism in Eukaryota, Metazoa, Arthropoda, Malacostraca, Decapoda, Penaeidae. Gene Ontology annotation, biological process: SRP-dependent cotranslational protein targeting to membrane. Gene Ontology annotation, cellular component: signal recognition particle, endoplasmic reticulum targeting. The record is from RefSeq and is a predicted model, not a curated record. Gene Ontology annotation, molecular function: signal recognition particle binding; 7S RNA binding; endoplasmic reticulum signal sequence receptor activity.
CACGGCGGCGGCGGCGGCAGCGCCUCGGCCGCCAGGUGGCAGGGGCCUCGACGGCAGUGAGGAGCCAUGGCGGAGAAGGAGCGCACGCCAGAAGUCGCCGCGCCCGUCGAGAAGCCCAGCAAGGCGCCCAGGAAGACCCUGGCCACUGUGAAAGUUUUGAAAGUUGUGAAGGAGGCGCAGCUAGCUCAUGGUCUUAGGCACAAUGAUUAUCAACUUUACCGUCAGUAUUGUAGCAGGCGGAUACGACGCCUGCGAAAGAACCUUAAGCUCAUACAGGGUGACAGGAAGAACUUCAGGAAGAAGGAAGUGACAGUGAAUUUGCUGAAGGAGGAGAGGUUCCUCUUCAUCCCUCUUAUGACAAUAGAGCGUUGCUGGGCUUAUGCAAUGCAACUUAAAGAAGAAAGCCUUCAAGAUAACAGAAAAAAGUUUUCUAUGCGUAACAAGCUUAGAAAAGCUGCAAAGUAUGUUGUAGCUUUUGAGAAACUUGUGGAGGACUGUGGUGUUUGUGAUGCCAGAACACAACUAGAGGUACAGGGUUACUCAGCCUGGCUCCAGGGAACUGUCCUGUUUGAGCUGGCUGACUGGUCUUUGGAAUGGGAUAAACCAGUGGAAUUUUUCAACAAGGCCUUAGCAAUUUACAGCAAAUUAAAGGAAGCAGUGUCAGAAGAGGAAUCUGAAGUAUAUGCAAGCCGAUUACAAGAACUGGAAGUAAAGCUUAGGUUCUGCCGUCACCAUCUAGGCGACAAAAUGGCUACAGACACACUAUUAGCCAUGAGAGGAAGUGAAGCUCUUGGAGAUAAACUGGAUAAUCUCUUGGCUUCAGCCAGAGAGCGUCAAGCAUCUACCCUUAGUGAAGUAACAUGGAGAGGACGCACAUUGGCAGUAAAGCAUGAAAAGGUACGCCUGUUCUUGCUGAAUGAAGGCCUAAUUCAUGAGGAGCUAGAGAAUAUUGAGAGUGCUGAUAAGCGUGUCGAAAUGUUGGAUAAAUUGUUAAUGGAAUGUAAAGAUGCUCUCCAGUUGGUGAGAGAUGACCUGAAAAAUGAUCCUACUUUCAAACCAAGACAACAAGUGAAUGAGGGUCCUGUCUCACCAUUGCAUUUCCUACACACCUACUUGUCUUACCACCGCCUCAACCUGACAAUUUUAAGAAAUGUUGCUCUUGUGGACACUUAUCAGAAGAUCAUCUCUGGAGAAAUUAAGGUUGAAGAAGGGAAGAAAGCACCAAAACUACAAGACCUUGUGCGUCUUCAAGAAAUCAUCAUUCAGAAUCUGAAUGAGAUCACAAAUUUGGCAGGGUUGGAAGAUGACCUUCAACUGAAAAAUAGCAUUGAAGGCCAAGUGUUUGCUUAUAAGGCUCACAGGUGCUAUUUUGUUGCCGAGAGUUUUGUCAAAAUGGAGAAAUGGGCCGAAGCUCUUGUUCUAUAUGAGAGGACUUUAGCCCAUAUCAGUGCUGCCAGGAAAAGCCAACUGGAUGCUUCUGUAGAGAAGAAUUUGGAUAAAUUGUCAGCAUUGGUGGACAGUAAGAAAUUCACUGCCCAUGCUCAGGCCAUCUUGGUAUCUGAAACUGCAGUGCCUAAUAUUUCUAAACUCUCCCUUAAGGAUAAGAAGAUGCUCAUUAAUCGCCUUGAUGAAUAUGUAGAAGAUCCAGGAUUGAUCUCCAACCAUCCAAGCAUAGCCCAAGUUCCACCACAUAUGUUGUCUGUGCCAUGUAAACCUCUCUUCUUUGAUUUAGCCUUGAACCACAUUGACUUCCCCUCGCUCGACGACAAGAUAGAAACUAAAAAGCAAGCACCGGCUGCAGCCAGUGGAGGUCUUACUGGCUUGGUCAAGGGGCUGUGGGGAUGGGGCAGCAAGAAGUAGCCUUUCCUAUUGUUUUGUUGUUCAGAGUAUUUGAGAGAUGUGAAUGUUGAUUCUUUUUUGUUUGUUUUUAUUAUUUUAUUUUCAAGAUAACAGAAAAUAUAGAAAUGAAGUAAUUUUCUUUACAGAGCUUUUGGUGUGAAUGGUCAGAAUAUUUAGGCUAAAUCUCUUGGACAUAAUGAAGAGGAUUAUUGGAAAUGUGCCUUCAGCAAAAUUCCUAUUUGUUACAAUUACCAGUAAUAAAAGGUUUUUGGUUCA